AAGAAGAACAGAGAAGAAAAGAAGAAGAACAGAUAAGGAGAUUAGAAGAAGAGAGAAGGAGAAGAGAAGAAGAGAGAAGGAUAGAAGAAGAACAGAGAAGGAUAGAAGAACAGAGAAGGAUAGAAGAAGAACAGAGAAGGAUAGAAGAAGAACAGAGAAGGAUAGAAGAAGAAGAGAGAAGGAGAGAAGAAGAGAGAAGGAGAGAAGAAGAGAGAAGGAGAGAAGAACUCGUGGAUUCGUGGAUCGUGGGACUAAAAACAGCAAAUUUAAAGCACACGCAUAUUGUACAUCAAACGAAAAUGAACUCAGAUUACUUCCCAACAAAUGAAAUAAAAAACGCAGACAUUAAUAAAGAUGAAGAAAAACUAUCGUCGCGUAAAUUCAGUGAAAACAGAAACUCGAAUCAUUCAAUCAGCAGAAGUGAAGACACUAAAAGCGAUGAUAUUAAGAUUAGAGGUGGACGCCAAGUGACAUCAACGUCUCCUUACGGGAUAUGUCAAAAAAAAUUUAAUCGUUCGUAUAUACCAAACAUUGAAAAAAGUGUUGAAGACAUUACGCGUGAAAUGAACCAUAUCUCCAUAUCGGACCGCCACGAAAUAAAUGAAAUCUUAGACGUAGUAUCUAAGGAACUAAAAAGACCAGGUUCCAAUUAUUGGAGAAAACCCAAUGUAGAAGAACUACGUAAGACUUUAACGAAUAACCCCUCAGACUAUGGACCCUGCAUAGUAGAAAUAUGUCAUUCAGUCAAACAUGUCAAGGGCUACAGGCCUAGAAAUACCCAGCUGGUGUCACUUUGUCUCUUGAUUAAAUCAUCAUUCCAUGAGGGCCGCUUGUUGGAAAUAAAAACAGGAGAAGGAAAGUCCUGUAUCGUAGCAAUGUUUGCAGUGUUUCUAGCACUGUCGGGAAGAUCAGUUGAUAUCAUUACCAGCUCGCCAAUUCUAGCAGUAAGAGAUUCUGUAGAAUGGCGUGACUUUUACAAGCAAUUUAAACUUGAAGUUGGAUGCAAUUUAAUCCCCAAGGAAAAUGAAGAUCGUCUAAAAUGUUACAAAAACCCAGUUGUCUACGGAACAGUGGGAUCCUUCGCGUCUGACAUUCUCAGGCAAGAGUUUUUAAUGGAAGAUGUGCGUGGUGCCAGGAAAUUUGAUGCAGUAAUUGUAGAUGAAGUUGACUCGAUGCUACUCGACCAAGGAGUCAAUUUUACCUAUCUUUCGAGUCCUGCCCCAGGGAUGCAUCAUAUCCAACCAAUACUUUUGAUGAUUUGGAAUGAGGUCAUACGUCAUCCGGUAGUUCGAUCAAAUCUGGAUCGAAAUUACUUCGUUGGAAAGCAAGAACUACUCCAUGUCGUACUGUCAAACAUGAAGAAGCUAAUCGAAUUCGACCCCCUGGACAUUUUGGGUUUUCUAGAAGAAGAUGGUGUCCUGCGAAAGGGCUUCACUGAAGAUGUAAAAGAACAAGUCCUCAUGGAUCAAACCAAAACGGGUUUCUUCCGAAAUGAAAUGACCAAAGAGAAAAUGUUAAAGUGCUUGCGGCAUGUAGAAUCUAAGUUUCAUAUGUCAAUAGAAUUGUUUGAGAUGUACGACGGAUCAACAAUUCAUAAGGUUAACAAAGAUCCUGAUCCUGGGGAGAUCCUGGGAGAUCCUGGGGAGCAAGCUCGUCAUCAGUUACUGAUUGUUGGCGAAGGAUUGGUUUGUGUACUGUACCAGAACAAGAAGACGUUAUGUGAACACAUCAAAGAAAAAAUUAAAAGAAUCCUGACUACUGGAUGCCAAGAUGAAGGGGAAUGUGACUAUGAAUUUCCAUCCUAUCUAUCGGAAUUUGUUUACAGUAGACUUCCUAAAUGGAUUGAUAACGCAUUCAUUGCCCUUUCUGUGGUGUAUUUUCUAAAUAAUAAUCAACUACACUAAACCAUGUGCUUUGAUGCUCGUCUCUUUAUUACACAC
Actinia tenebrosa (Australian red waratah sea anemone) is the source of this 1940-nucleotide messenger RNA. RefSeq lists its product as uncharacterized. Gene Ontology annotation, molecular function: ATP binding. Gene Ontology annotation, cellular component: membrane. Gene Ontology annotation, biological process: protein import; protein targeting; intracellular protein transport. Lineage: Eukaryota; Metazoa; Cnidaria; Anthozoa; Actiniaria; Actiniidae. The record is from RefSeq and is a predicted model, not a curated record.